AAUAUAUUAUUUUCAGAUUUUUUUUUAAAUUAUACAACAGUAUUAUGGCCCCUACCAAAGUGGAUGCAUGUUAACCACGUGUUACCAGUUUACGUUUUCGACUCUUGUGUUACCAGCCUAUAGUUUUGGCCCACGUGUCGAUUUUCUAUCUUUAGUGAUGCCAAAAUUUUAAUUUUCCGGUGAUCCGGACUCGAAUCCAAAUGGCUUCACUGUAUUGGGUUUUGCCUUCAAAUUAAUCACCACUGGACCAUGUAUCAAUUUUUUUUCCAAUUUUUCUAAAUUAUGUUUUUAUGACGAGAUGUAACAACAUUAGGGUAAAAUUAUCUUGGAGCGGAUAUGUUUUGAUGAAACUCUAUUUGAGAAUUUUCAUCAAAAAGUUAGCUUAUACUUAUCAAAGUAAUAUUAGCAGUUGAUAAAAUCACACCAAGGAAUUUUGUUAUAUUCAUUGAGGAACUGAAAACCAGAAUUGAUUUUGUCCAGGAUGAUGAACAUGUGUAUUGAGUAGUCGGAAGAUUGGAGAAGACAAUUGAUCUUAACUUUUAGAGAAAAAAAUUAUUUUCUAUAAACAAAAAAUAUAGUCGAAUGGAUACUUUUAGCAAAAUCAUCAGAACAUGAGAUUCAAAAGCUUUAUUCGACAUCAACCGGGGUGAAAUCCACCAAGACUUAUCAAAUUAGUGAGAAAUUUUUUUACCACUUAGAGCUUUGAUCUGCGACUAAACAAAAUGAAUAUAUAUUUUCUUAUCUCUAAAAAGGAUAAGCCUAGAGAGAUGAUUAAAUCUAGACAUAUUAUCUUAUGCAAUAUGAGUUACAAGAUUAUAUCUUCGUAACUUUGAUAGAAGGAAUGCCUCCUCAUAAAAGGGAUCGCAGUGACCGGGCAUGAGCAACUACUAUGCAAGAGAUUCAAGAGAGUUACCCUGAGCUUAAUCUUAAAGACACAAUCUGCUUUUGUGGCAAGAUGUUUAGUCACAUAUAAUAUAAUAGAAAGGCAAGAAAAGUUUCAUGCUCUCAGCACUAACCCAAAAUGUAUGGAAUAAUUUAUGACUAUCAAAAUAGACAUGAGCAAAGCCUAUGACAUAGUGGAAUCAGGUUUAAUCGAAGCAUUGAUGUUAAAGAUAGGUUUCACGGAGAGAUGAGCUAAUCUUCGUAUGUGCUGUGUCACAUUAGUUACCUGCCAAGUUAUUGUAUAUAGAGAACCAAGAGGGCGCAUAUAACCGAGGAGGGGCCUAAGGCAAAGAAAUUGCUUAUCUCCCUUCUUGUUUAUAUAUAUUGUAUAGGGUACUAAUCUCCCUCCUGAAUGGCGUGGAAGUAUAAAAGCGGAUUUUGGGACUUCGCUCUGCUAAGGCGAGUCCUCAAACUUCACAUUUCUUAUUCACAUAUGAUAAUUUUUGCCUCUUAUUUAUUAUCGAUCCAUAAGUCUCUUAGUCUCAUCUUAUUUUCAUAUCCCACUCUUGUUUAUUAAAAAUUUCUAAAUAUUCCCUUGACCACAUGGCACAUGCUCAUCCUUCGUAUAAGUCAUUUACAUACAACUCCUUUGACUCGUUGUGACAACACUCUAGUAUAUAUGAUGAAGAUUAUAUACACAUUUUGGAAAUAUUUCUUCUCCAAUGUUAGAAGUAGUACGAAGCGUGGUCAAAUUGAGAAAAUCAAGGAAGUUUACACAUAUGAUAGGAUUAUUGAGAGUACAUGUCAGUUGUGUAAAAUACAAAUUUGGGAAAGGUUCACUGUAUGAAAAUCAAAUCAACCCGACCAAAUGAUUAUAUGUUAUAUACAACUCGGGUUUUUAUAGAGCCUUCACUACUCUCUGGCUCAACCUAAUACAUCAUCAUCGACUCAAGGUAUGAUCUUCUAUUCUAUCUCCAGUUACAUGUUGUUCAUAACGCUUUUCUAGAAGUAGUCACAAUCGCAUUUAUGUGACUUUUAAUCUGAGCACUUAAAGAUAAAAUGGAAAAAUACGAUGUCAUGUGAAUACGAUGCUCUUGAAAAGAAUGGGACUUGAUUCAUUAUGGAUUUUCCACCGGUAAAGAAGCCAAUUGAGUGUCACUGAAUUUUUACAAUCAUAAAUAAAUCGAAUGGUGAUCAGGUUGAACAAUAUAAACUAAGAUUAGUUGCAUAUGAAAAUAAACAAGAAGAAAGUGUCAGUUAUGAAAAAACGUUUACUACAGUUGUGAAAAUGACGAUUGUGUGAACAUUUCUCAAAGUUGUAGCUGUAAAACAAUGGAAAAUUCACUAGAUGGAUGUUGAUAAUGCAUUUAUGUCAUGGUGAUCUACUGAUCUACAACAAAAAGUUUAUAUGAAGUUGUCUUCAGGAUGUGCAUCAAAUGGUUAGAAAAAACUAUAAACUCAAGAAUCCAUCAUAUGUAUUACGUCAAGCACCUUGUUACUGGAUUUUUGUGCUUACUGAGACUUUGAGAGGGUAUUUUUAUAUUCUAUAAGAAUUUAGACUAUUCAUUUUUUACAUUAACAACUGGGGCACUGCAUAUACAUUCUUAUUUAAAUGAUCCUAAAGCUAUUUAAAAGUUUAAAUGAUAUCUUAGUAAAUGCUUCCAUUUGAAAGGUUUAGGUAUGUUGAAAUAUUUUCUUCGAAUUUAAGUAGUUCAAUCACCUCAGGGUAUAUAUUUGUUUAAGAAAAAAUGUUUCUUGACAUUGCUGUGGGUGUUGUUGCUGGGAACUAAGCGAGUAGCUACACACACACCAAUGAAAAAUAAUAAUAAGUUAGCUAUAGUUAGGGAGAUUUUGUUAAUGAUAUCGAAGGUUAUAGGAUACUUUUUGAAAGGAUCAGUUUACUUUACAUAUGCAUGAUCAUUGUUUUCCUAAGAUGUGAAUAUCCUGGCUCAAAUUGUGCAACAUUAACGUAAAAGCAUUGGAGUUCAGCUAUACUCGAUCGAAUGGUUUGGUAUCUUGAAGGAUCUCCGAGUUAUGUUAAAGGCAAUGUCAAAUGCAGACUCAAACUUAUAAUUCGCGACUUUUUGUGAUUUGGAGCUGACAUUGUGUCCUAUAUGAUCUCUCAAACUCUCACAUGUUAUGUUGUCAUGUUUUUUUUAUAUGUUGUCAUGUUAGGUUAUUCUACUGCAUGUAUGACUAAGAUGGACGGGGGGGUCAGCAUCUACUUGUUGGCUUUUGGUGUUUCUGAAAAAUCCUACAUAGUUACAUAACUUACAUUGUGAAUAUAAAGUUUCUUUACAUAUUGCAGUUAAUCAGAUAUUCCAUGAAUGGACAGAGUAUACAAAAGUGAAUUCUCACUACGUUUGGGAUGAAAUCCAAGAUAAUACACUAAUUACGACUUAUAUAUACAUACACUAAAUGCAUUCACGAUACAAAAUUUCUUUUGUAUCUAAAUCACAAGUUGAACAUUCAAAAAUUGCAUAUAUACUUCAACAUACGGGAAAACAUAUAACUAUUAUUUACUAUUUAUGUUAUAUAUUAAUAUACUUUAAGUUGAGAUAAGUAUCUCGGGCGACGUAAAAAAAAAAGUAUCUAGGGCAUUUCUAUCAUACAUAUUAGGCUAUUACAAUCAAUGAGAAAAAUUAGAACAUUUUUUUUUGUUUGGACAAAAACACCUACUUUUAUAUAUAAAUAUAAAACGCAGACGCCAUUUUCUUGUAUGAUUUGGUAUUGAAGUCAUUAAAAUUCCAAAUUAAUAUCAUGAUUUACUUUGACUAGUGUCAUCUAAGUCGUCCACUGUCUUGUUGAAUUGUUUUUCGCGUCUAUUUUCCACACUAUUUUCUUCUUCUUUGUUUUCGUCGCCAACAAGUAUCAUUGUUAAGUACAGCAAUACACACAUAUGCAGCUGCCGAAAUUAUGAAAAAGAUCUCAUCCUUUCAAGGAAUCAAAUCUCCUAGAGAAUGAUAUAUAAUAUUCAAAGUGGCCAACCAAACAAACAAAAAGUUAUAUAUAUAUAUAUAUAUAUAUAUAUAUAUAUUUUUUAUUUAUAUAUAAAUCUCUAUGCCAAAAAUAUUUCAUAGUUGUAUCCGUUGGCAUAUAUAUAUAUACCAACGGAUACAACAAUGAAAUAUUUUUUGCAUAGAGAACAAAAAAAAAGGAUUAUCAUUGUUGAAAUAAGCAUGAUCAGGGACAAAGAACAUAAGAUUGGGAAGAGUAAGCAUCUUGAUGAGAAAGAGUGUUUACUCUAUUAUGGCAUAGAGAGGGUUGUGAGGGAGGAACCAGACCUCGCUGAAGCUGGUUUUGCAAACCGUGUAGUCGUCCUAAAUCCUUCCUCCAUAUCGGCGUUCUCCCGGAGUUUCCCCUUCCAACCAGAGCUAGAAGAUAAAAGAUCAUAAUAAUUCUCCACAUUUCUUAAUUAGCUGAAUAAGAAAAUAAGUUGCUAAUUAGGGAAAUAUUGAACUAUUAUAACAGUAAGAAGAAGUAUACGAAAAUGAAUGAAUAAAGCGUUUAUGGAACUCCAGCAACGAAAGGGUCCGAUCUAUAUAUACAUGUAUGAGUGGUUUAUUUUAAAUGAUUUUGAAAUUUUGUAUCUUUGUUAAUGUCAAACCAAGUGAAUUUGAACGAUGCUAAAUUGGUACUUUUGUCAAACUUUUAAUGAUGCUUUUGUGAUAUUGACUCGUUCUUUGUUAUAUAUGCCUCAGUGUAAUGUCUUGUGCUCAACUUUUGUAUACAAUUAUAAGAAGCGUUUAGUCCCCGUUGUUGUGUCAUUUGGGUGGGUUGGUUGAUCUUUUUACUGAUUUGUUUCACAUAUUAUGUAAGCAACCCAAAAACUGGAAGAAAAGAAAGAACGUCAUCCCUUUAUAUUUAUGAAGAAUGUUUUAAGCAUUAGAAUCAGAAUACAAGAGAAAUAAGAACCAAACACAACACUUAGCCGACAAAGAAUAAUAAAAUGCUAGGUUGCAUGGAAACGGAAACGGAAACGGAUACGUUGAAACGACACGUUUCGAAACGUGGAAACGUGAUUUUUGAUUUUUUAUGCUUUGGAAACGUUUUAGAAACGUCUAUAAAUAUAUAUAUAUAUAGGUAUAUAUAUAACUGAUUAAUAUUUGCAUUCAUUUUUAUUAUGUUUACUGUAUCUUAGAAUACAAAUAAACAAAUAUUCAUUCUAUUUAAUCAUACGAAAAAAAUAAGCCAUUAUUAAACAUCAAAUCAUAUAAAAAUUCAAAAUAACAAAAACCCAGUACUUAAAUAUUAAAUAGUUUAACUAAAAUAAAAAU
Brassica rapa (field mustard) is the source of this 5159-nucleotide messenger RNA. RefSeq lists its product as uncharacterized. The record is from RefSeq and is a predicted model, not a curated record. NCBI's taxonomy places the organism in Eukaryota, Viridiplantae, Streptophyta, Magnoliopsida, Brassicales, Brassicaceae.